Molecule: messenger RNA, 2912 nt
Organism: Geodia barretti
Lineage: Eukaryota; Metazoa; Porifera; Demospongiae; Tetractinellida; Geodiidae
Source: the annotation of a GenBank genome assembly
UCGAUCGCAGCACUUUCCUGUAGGAGGAUAAUGGCUGCAAACUCUAUUGCGAAGCUGCCAGGGGAGUUGGUGGUAGCCGAGGCUCACAGGACCCAGUGUCUCAUCCAGUACACGGAGAACCAGGAGUCCGGGGGAAAGGGAGGAGGAGGGACGGCCGUGUCCGGCACCCUCUCCUGCACCAACUACUGCUUCCACUUCGAGCCUGACGCAGCCCAGGGACUCGCGAGACUGGGGCAGUAUAUCUCCUCGCAACUAGCUGGCAGCAGACGUGUCCCACUCGGCUGUGUCAGGGAAAUCUACAUGAUUGUUGGUGGACGGAAGAAGAUUCUAGAAGGACACGCCACUCUACCAAGGAAAAUCUCAGAAAUUGAAAUCAUAUGUGUGGUAUGUAAAAUUCAGCAAUUAUUUCGAGCAUGAUUUUUUUGUGAAUUAACAGAUGGUCGCUUCUUCUACAAUACUAAAGUGUUGUUUUUUUGUGAAAAUUGAACUGCAAAAACGGUGCAAAUUGUGCACCUCGGAAACUUGGCAUAGUACAGUAUAUACCCCAGUGCAUUAGCCACACCCUUUCUCAAUUAAGUGGGUGUGGUUUACCUGACCCCAGGACCUGAGGCGACUGGUGUUCUCAGUGAAGCAGUGUCCAAAGAACGAGGCAUCCUCAAUCCUGAAUGCUCUGGUCAGACACACAAACCCCUCGUCCCUCUCUCUGCUGUUUGCCUUCGACUUUGCCAGAGCCACGAGGCAGCGAAGACCAUCUCAGACUAACGAUUCGGCCCCCCUGUUCCUGGGUGUGCGGGACUGGCAGCGGGAGCUAACGAGACUGGGUGUGGCCGGAGACCAGUGGAGAAUCUCGGACUCUAACAAGGAGUUUCUCAUCUGUGACAGUCUCUGUCCGUUCCUGGUGGUUCCUGCCAACUCUAGAGACAACACCCUCGACUACGUGGCUUCCCUUCACCAUGGCAACCGUCUCCCGGUGUGGUGUUGGUCCCAUCCGAACACGGGAGUGUCGCUAACGAGAGGGGGAGCCCCUUCAAUUGACGACCCUUCAGAGGCACCUGAUCCAAGCUAUAUGUAUGCAGUCUCCAUGGCAAGGAACAUUGGUCACCAGAUCGAGAACAAGGGAACAGCAACCCUCGACAUCACUAGAACCUGUGGCACAGUCUGGGACCUCCGAUCUGCCUUCAGCAACAUGAGGGAUCUCUCCAUGCCCGGUUCACCCCAGGAGCUAGCUGGGCUGGACAGGAAGUGGCUGACGGGAAUGGAGUCGGCUGGCUGGCUCCCGAUGGUUCGGAACUGCCUGCGCCUGGCAAAGACAGUGUCUCAAAACCUCUGCAUCGACCACAGACCAGUGUUCCUUCAAGAGGAGGGAGGUAGAGACCUGUCUUGUGUGGUAUCGUCUCUGGCCCAGCUGAUGAUGGACCCUCACUACCGCUCAAUCUCGGGGUUCCAGGCUCUGGUCCAGAAAGACUGGGUUGCCAUGGGACACCCCUUCUCCACUCGCCAUCAUCUCAUCACCAAACCCCCAAGUCUCUCUCCGGACUCUGUAACCGACGAACCCUCAGUCGAGGCUCCGACAUUCCUGCUCUUCCUGGACUGCGUGUGGCAACUGUCUCUUCAGUUUCCGUCCGCGUUCGAGUUCUCAGAGUUCUAUCUUCUCCAGCUGCACAGCCUCACCUACGCCAGUCUCUACGGCACGUUUGUCUUCAACUCUCCCAAAAUCUGUCUCCAGGUGGCCAUGUUAUCCCGACACAGUCAGUUCUUUGGGUCCGAUGAGGGUGUGCCCGAUUCGAAUGAGACGUGUUACGAAGGCCUCCUCCGCCCGGCGUGGGGACACUGGCGUGACAACCUCACUCGAGAGGACCGCGAAUACUGCCACAACCCACUCUACUAUAUCUUUGGAAACAGCGAAGCUCGCUACGACUUCAACACCAGUGACCCGCUGCCGAUGUACGACCAAUUUAGUUCAAUUUUCGACGAUACUGCCCCGAAUCUCGUUGUGGGGGGUAGUUAUGGACUCUAUAACAGGGACAGCCCCAUGAAAGACCUCCAUGUGGCGGGGAGGGGAAAGACGAGUCACCAUUACCAGCAGGGGCUCCUUCUGCCAGAGACAUCUGGGUGUUCUGUCAAACCAUGGCUUGGGUUCUUUGCCCGGCACAUCCCAGAUUUUCAGGAGCACUUUGCCGAGCAGAGGAGAGUGAGGGAGAGAGAGGUACGCCUCGUAAAGGAUGUUCGGAGGUUAAAGGACACUCUGAACGAACUGGAAUUGAGUGUGGGUGCUAUUACCAGCGACCUCACUAGUUUUGUUGGUGCUAUUCUCGCCGCACGAGAGAGGGAGAGACGAAACCGCAUGUCGAGUCUCUCUCCGGACCACGCCCACCGGCCACGCCUAUCUGCCAUGUUAGUUCCCUCGGACGACGUGGAGGUCAGGGGUUCAGAGGUCAACUCGUCGUCCAAGACCCUCCCAACCAAGGUCCAAUCACUGGCCGAGUUCACUGAGACCUUAUACAUGUUCUCUGACGACAGGGGUACACCCUCUGGUCUUAGAAAAUCGGCCGAUGGGGCAGUGGGUGGAGCUUCGCCGGGUCCCGGGAACGCCCUCUCUCCCGGCAGUGGGCGGAGUCCAAUUACCAAGACGAGGUUACGAGUGACGCGGACUGAGUCCAUAGAAAGUUCCAGUCUUCAUUCCAGGACCCCUGGACCCGCGUCGGGACAUAUACCACUCCUGGCCAACAAGAUACUGAUCAGAGAGCAGAACGUUGGGCCUGAAGAGGAGGAAAGAGGAGGAGAAACAGCCGGCAAAAGAAUCUAGUCCAGUAGAUGUAGAAUGUACAGAUCUAUGAAAAAUGAUUAUUAUGUUUCCCACUUCACUGCAUUAUGAACCGACAUUAUAUCUCUUGAUGUGCAAAAAAAUUCUU